Nematolebias whitei (Rio pearlfish) is the source of this 1790-nucleotide messenger RNA. RefSeq names its product ATPase H+ transporting V1 subunit C1a (gene atp6v1c1a). NCBI's taxonomy places the organism in Eukaryota, Metazoa, Chordata, Actinopteri, Cyprinodontiformes, Rivulidae. The coding region runs from base 165 to 1316 and encodes 383 amino acids. Gene Ontology annotation, biological process: proton transmembrane transport. Gene Ontology annotation, cellular component: lysosomal membrane; vacuolar proton-transporting V-type ATPase, V1 domain. Gene Ontology annotation, molecular function: proton-transporting ATPase activity, rotational mechanism. The transcript has 13 exons. The record is from RefSeq and is a predicted model, not a curated record.
GGUCAGCUGACUCUGAUGCUGCUGUCAGGAGACCUCACGGUUUACUCUGAAUGGCAGCUAUGAAGAUUGUCAAGGUUUAGAAACGUUACAAACAGCUAGACUUUCUCAAGUAACGCCCGAGCCUUGAAUACACGGUUGUCUGGAGCUGCAUCAGAGCUGUCAUCAUGACUGAGUUUUGGUUGAUCUCUGCUCCGGGAGAGAAGACCUGCCAGCAAACAUGGGACAAAAUGACAGCAGCCACCACGCGCACCAACAAUCUGUCCACCAACCACAAGUUCAGCAUCCCGGAUCUCAAGGUCGGAACGCUCGAUGUCUUGGUGGGACUAUCAGAUGAACUGGCCAAAUUAGAUUCCUUUGUUGAAAGUGUGGUGAAGAAGGUGGCUCAGUACAUGGCCGAUGUGCUGGAGGACAGUCGAGACAAAGUGCAGGAGAACCUGCUGGCCAACGGAGUUGAUCUCGUCACCUACAUCACCAGGUUUCAGUGGGAUAUGGCGAAAUACCCAAUAAAACAGUCUCUUAAGAACAUCUCUGAAAUCAUCUCAAAGCAAGUAUCCCAGAUUGACAAUGACUUAAAAGCCAGAGCGUCGGUUUAUAAUAACCUGAAGGGAAACCUGCAGAACUUGGAAAGGAAGAACGUGGGGAGCCUGCUGACCAGGAGCUUGGCUGAUAUUGUCAGAAAAGAAGAUUUUGUUCUUGAUUCCGAGUAUCUCAUCACUCUGCUGGUGGUUGUACCAAAGUCGUCAUAUCCCGACUGGCAGAAAACGUAUGAAACCCUCGCUGAGAUGGUGGUGCCUCGCUCUUCAAAUCUGCUGUUUGAGGACUACGACAGCGGGCUGUUCAGCGUCACUCUGUUCAGGAAAGCCAUCGAUGACUUCAAGCACAAAGCCAGAGAGAGCAAGUUCACAGUGAGAGACUUCCAGUACAACGAGGAGGAGCUGAAGGCCGACAAAGAGGAGAUGACACGGCUCUCCACAGAUAAGAAGAAGCAGUUUGGUCCCCUCGUCCGAUGGUUGAAAGUGAACUUCAGUGAAGCCUUCAUCGCUUGGAUUCAUAUUAAAGCUCUCAGAGUCUUUGUUGAAUCAGUUCUCAGGUACGGGCUGCCGGUGAACUUUCAGGCCAUGCUCCUGCAGCCAAACAAGAAGACCACGAAGAAGCUGAGGGAGGUGCUGAAUGAGCUGUACAAACAUCUGGACAGCAGUGCAGCAGCGAUCAUCGAUUCUACGAUGGACAUCCCAGGCCUGAACCUGAACCAGCAGGAAUAUUAUCCUUACGUUUACUACAAGAUUGACUGCAACCUGCUGGAUUUUAAAGUUUAAUUAAUCAGCUGCCAUAUUUGUGCCGACACGCUGAGUGUUGAUUGAUUUAUCUUCCUCGUGGGUCAAACCUCCUCCUCCUCUCCUGCCGUCUUCUCUCCACGCCCUGUGCCCUCCCCAUCAGCUGCUGCAUGAUCACUCUGUGGUGAAAAGGCUCCUCAACAAGCUUCUACCACUUUUACAGCCAACACGAAACCUUAAAUCCUUUUUUUGUUCAGUUUUGUUCCAUCUUAAGCCGUGCAGGUGAAUAGCUGGAGGGUGUAUAUUUCCUGUCAUUCCACAUGUGCUGGUGUGUAUUUAUAGCUGUCAGUGUUCAGAGAUUUGUGUCUACACAUGGGCGGCGUCAUCGUUGUUCCUAUGGCGACCACAUCUGGAAUGUGUUUCAGAGACUCUGGGCGAAGCCUACAGAUGUUGUCAACCAAGAUGUGAUGUGUGUUGUACCUGCUGUCAAUAAGAGAUCUAUAUCUGAAUAUUGUG